AGUUGAACACUAAGAAACAGAGACAUUUAACGGUCAAAUCAUCUUUUGACGGGAUGGACUUUUUAACGUUAUUAUGUCCUGAUAUUUGUGGUCUCUCUAGCCUCUGUAUUGAGUUGAAUCGUAUGUGUUAAAACUCGUGGGUUGGUUUCAGUCACCGAUGCAUAAGCAUUUGGCCUUAAGUUAUUUAAGAAAAGUAUGCGUUUUUAAGAAAAUAACAUUUCGGUUUUAGUGAUUCCAGCUUUAUUGUUGUGGCUAAUGUCGGCCGAUGUCUGUAGCAAACUUUACCAGCGAGCCACCAUAUAACGCAUCAUGGUUCGUAUGAACGUUCUCGCCGAUGCGCUGAAAAGCAUCAACAAUGCAGAGAAACGUGGGAAACGCCAGGUUCUGAUCCGGCCUUGCUCCAAAGUCAUUGUGCGCUUCCUUACCGUCAUGAUGAAGCACGGCUACAUUGGCGAGUUUGAGAUUAUCGACGAUCACAGAGCUGGAAAAAUAGUUGUUAAUCUCACUGGCAGGCUGAACAAGUGUGGUGUCAUCAGCCCCCGAUUCGACCUGCAGCUGAAGGAUUUAGAGAAGUGGCAGAACAACCUCUUGCCCUCUCGACAGUUUGGAUACAUUGUAAUGACCACCUCAGCUGGCAUCAUGGACCAUGAAGAAGCCAGACGGAAACACACAGGAGGCAAAAUCCUUGGAUUCUUUUUCUAAACAUGUACAGUCUUGCAAAUAAAACAAAUUCUAGUCGACUGUU
Conger conger (European conger) is the source of this 745-nucleotide messenger RNA. Its product is annotated as small ribosomal subunit protein uS8-like. The record is from RefSeq and is a predicted model, not a curated record. The transcript has 5 exons. Gene Ontology annotation, molecular function: structural constituent of ribosome. Gene Ontology annotation, cellular component: cytosolic small ribosomal subunit; ribosome. The coding region runs from base 310 to 702 and encodes 130 amino acids. NCBI's taxonomy places the organism in Eukaryota, Metazoa, Chordata, Actinopteri, Anguilliformes, Congridae. Gene Ontology annotation, biological process: translation.